This is a messenger RNA of Plasmodium inui San Antonio 1, 513 nucleotides long. RefSeq names its product enoyl reductase. The transcript has 6 exons. The record is from RefSeq and is a predicted model, not a curated record. Gene Ontology annotation, molecular function: oxidoreductase activity. Gene Ontology annotation, biological process: very long-chain fatty acid biosynthetic process. Lineage: Eukaryota; Apicomplexa; Aconoidasida; Haemosporida; Plasmodiidae. Bases 1 to 513 code for a protein of 170 amino acids.
AUGAAAGUGAUUUUGAAAAAGAGGAACGGGAAGUUUAUAGACUGCUUUGACAUAAGUUCGUCAACCACCAUUGACCAGUUCAAGGAAAUAUACUACAAGAAGUAUCAUUACUACCCCGAGAGGCAGAAGUGGAAUUUAGACAGUGCCGCGGGGAAGACUCUAAAAAGUGGGACGUUCAACGAAAAUGGAAUAAAAGACAGUGACAUUCUAAUAUUUAAGGAUCUCGGCGUUCAAAUAUCAUGGCGAUUAGUUUACGUGAUAGAAUACCUGGGACCCAUUGUUAUCUUUCCUUUUUUUUACUUCUGUGACAAAUAUGUUUACGCCCAGGCGAACAAAAAUAAACACAUCAUUCAAAUCCUAUCCCUCUGGUUUUUAUUGUUCCACUUUUUAAAGCGAGAAUUCGAAUCUAUGUUUGUACAUCGAUUUAGCAAUGCCACAAUGCCUAUAAGGAGGGUUCCCAUAAAUUGCGGCCACUAUUGGUAUAUGCUCCCCACGGGGUAUUAUGUGGCGUAA